Messenger RNA from Synchytrium microbalum, 429 nucleotides. RefSeq lists its product as uncharacterized. Lineage: Eukaryota; Fungi; Chytridiomycota; Chytridiomycetes; Synchytriales; Synchytriaceae. Bases 1 to 429 code for a protein of 142 amino acids. The transcript is spliced from 4 exons. The record is from RefSeq and is a predicted model, not a curated record.
AUGUCUAGUCAAGGAUCGUCUCUGGUGCCGCCAGACUAUGUAACUCCCGCAUUCCCAUCAUUCUCAUGGGAUCUCGGCAACCUAAAGAAAACUGACCCUAAAAACCUCCUCUACUACCGCGGCGACAUUAUCCUCUUCACUACGCUAUGGACAAUCAUCUGGUUUGCAAUCCUGUUUGGUCUUGGUGGUGUAUGGGGAUACCUCGUGUUUAGGAAGAACAAGCUGGGCAUAUUGUUGCUGAUUGGGCAGCUGGGUGCUGGUGUGGGGCUGGGUGCUGCGAGUGGGGCUGUUGUUGGUGCUGUGCUGGGAGGAUUGUAUAAUGCAGGCCAGUUCGGCAUGCCGACUUGGAUUCCGUGUGGCUGGGGGAUGGUUCAAGCACUCGUUGUCAUUGUUUCGGCUUAUGCUGAAGUGUCGCUAAACACUCUGUAA